Mizuhopecten yessoensis (Yesso scallop) is the source of this 2642-nucleotide messenger RNA. RefSeq lists its product as uncharacterized. Bases 133 to 1623 code for a protein of 496 amino acids. The record is from RefSeq and is a predicted model, not a curated record. Lineage: Eukaryota; Metazoa; Mollusca; Bivalvia; Pectinida; Pectinidae. Gene Ontology annotation, molecular function: protein binding. The transcript has 13 exons.
UCACUGCGCAAGUCCGUAUCGUUGUCCGCCAUGUUGUUGAAAUUAGCAACCAGCUUGUUCUGUAAUAAUAUUUAUUGAUAUGGGAUUAAAAUCUCAUUAAAUUUCGGUUAUGUCGACACCCUGACGACAAUUAUGGACGAGAAAGAAGCAGACGAAAUUUUGCUGGAUAACACCUUGGACGAUGGUCCUUACAGCAAGGAUCUUCGUUUGGCAGCAUUACCAAAGGAAGCAAGACAGUCCCUCAUUAGGUAUGACGGUGAUAGUGACGAUGCUAAAGGAGCAGCUGCCAUAGAAAUACAGAGAUGCUGGAGGGGCUAUCGAGGAAGAUGUAACCUAUAUCGGACAGUAAACCCCAAGGUCAGUAAGACGGCUGUGUACAGUGGCAGUAUGCACCACACUACAAGGGAAGAGGAGGAAUUCGUGGAAGGGGAGGAAGAUAGUGAAGGCCCUCCUAGUACAGAGAAGAUUCGAGGGUUUUAUGAGCAUUACUUGUUAGAAAUGGAGGAGAAGGGAACAAGUUCUUCAGAACUUCAGAAGUUUGAGCAGUUCUGUGCCAACUACAUUCAGGAAUGGUGGUUAGCACAGCGCCAGAAGAAUAUCGAGGUUACAGCGCCUAGUCCACAACCUAGUCCACAACCAAUUGUCACUGUGUCGCCGCCACCUCCACCUCCACCCCCUAAACGCAAGUGGGAGUUCCUGACGGAGAGGCAGGCCGCUGUCAUCAUACAGAAAGCUUGGAGACGCCAUAUAGACAUACAGGUGUACCAGUACUACAGGGAUCUCAUCAACUUUAAGGCACGAGGUAACCCCAGCCUCAUGUUACGCUGUAUCAACCCAAAUGAGUCCAAGUACCUAGAUGCAGCAUCUGGAGUGCAUGUCAAGUUCAGACUGGCAGGGGAGCGGUUCCCACCCAACAUUUACUACAAGAUCUUCACACACAGACCCAUCCAGGACAUGUGUGCCAACAGUCCUAAGGAUUACACUGUUGCUACUGUCAAACUACAGAUGGCUAAGGACGUCCAUAGCAACUUCCGCAAAGGUCCCACGCCAGAUGACCAGUGUGGCUGGUACAGACGGUCAGAGAACAACGGCUGGAGGCUGGUAUCUGACCGCCUCAUACACCACAUCAUGGCUGACCCCAUCACAUGGGAGACGUCCAAUAAGAAAUACAAGUUUAGUCAUGACAAGAUAAUAAGAAGACAGGAUGUAGAAAAACAGAAAAAGCUUAAGAAGAUUGACUGGAUGAAGAAAAUGUAUAAAGAAGGUAUGCUGAAAGCCAAGUCUGACGACCAAGAGACUGUGACGUUAAUAGAGGGCGCUGCAGCGGGAAUGGUGGCAACGGUCGAUCAGAUGGGUCCAGACGCACUGGAGGACUGGGAAGUGGAUGAACUCCUCGACUGGACAACUAGCCUAAACUUUGAUGAGUAUCUAUCAAACUGGAAAGACACAGCAACAAGUGCCUACUCAGAGAAAAAAGUUGAGGACCGCAUCAACCUGUACACCAGCGCCAUGGAUCCUUACGAGUUCUCCCUGUCAACGGGUCCGUCCCGCUUCCAAUCCACACAGCAGUCUCGCAACACCCCUACCUCCAGCAUGUCAGGUGCCCGUGUCCAGGCCUUAUAGGGGGAGCUAUCUAAACCUACAUGGGAAGGGGAUCCUCCCUGAGGAGGACACUCACAGAUCACUAACGAAUCACCAGAGGCCACUUUGGUUGAAGGUCAUUCAGGGAUAAUGAGGAGUUCAAAGAGGACAGGCACGGUUUGUCAACAGUCUUCUUCAAGUUACAGAUAAUCAGUGAGGCGAGGGCUAGCUCUCGAGUUUGUGACUCAAAUGUACAAGUAGUGGGGAUUGUAUCUGUACUAAUUGUCCAGGAUAAACAUUAUAAGGACCAUCUGGUCUGGUCCUCACAACUAACUCCUGUAUCUGAUCUCUUUUGUUACACACUUUAUAUUUUACGAGUUGUUAUGAUCACAGGUUUCUGGUCUUGAUGACACCUUCUUUUUACCAAUCUUAAACUGUUAUUUGUUUAAAUUUUGUAUAUCUGUAUUAGAUGUCCUUCAAACGUUUCUUUUUAAAUCAGGUAACUUUACAUUGAUUUAGGAUAUUUUCAGUUCUCCCACCAAGAGAAAACAGUAUACCUUGUGAUGAGUUUUGCAAAAAAGGGUGUCAUUGUCUUAUUUUGCUUUUAAAUCAAAUUCAGUGCCUUUGGAAUCAAGCCUUAUUAAAGCACUUGGUAAAACAUUAGAAUUAUUGUAGAAUCAAUGUUUAUAGCCAUUCUGACGAUACUAGCUCUGGAACUUAGGAGCUUACAUUCCCUCUCCUAGCUACUAGCUUCAUUGAUCAGUGAACUAGCUAUGUUUAUGGUUGAUAAGGUAAAUGUUCCAUAUCUGAAUGUUAUUCAGCCAUGAACUGUAUAUUUAAUCUAUUAUGUCAAUCAUGUGAUCUAUUUAAAACAUUGUGUUAAUUGUGUAAGUUUAUUAUCAGUAUUUUUUCAUGUCAUAUAUUUGUUUAAAUUUGUAUAUUUUUUUUAUUUAUUUGUGAGAUGUGUUUGUGUGAAUCUUUUGUAUAAAACAGGAAAUUUUUGUAUAUAUAUAACAUCCUUUUGAAUGUCAAAGGAGAAAUUAAAAAUAUUAUAUAAAGUU